Messenger RNA from Oryzias melastigma (Indian medaka), 4946 nucleotides. RefSeq names its product palmitoyl-protein thioesterase 2b (gene ppt2b). Gene Ontology annotation, molecular function: thiolester hydrolase activity. NCBI's taxonomy places the organism in Eukaryota, Metazoa, Chordata, Actinopteri, Beloniformes, Adrianichthyidae. The transcript is spliced from 8 exons. The record is from RefSeq and is a predicted model, not a curated record. Bases 212 to 1129 code for a protein of 305 amino acids. Gene Ontology annotation, cellular component: lysosome.
AACGUUUAUUUAAUACCGGAACAAACAAACGCAUAAAGUCGAUCGUCUUCGCUUCUGCGGGUCAAAGUCAGCAGGUGGGAAACUGUUUCCUUUAUCGGACACCUGCGCUGGAAACAGCUGAAGAUUAACAAACGAAGAUGGCUGAGUUAGUAUUUUAAAUCGCGUAUUUUUUAAAUUUUAUUUUACAAACGGAUAGUUUGUUUUAUUAAAAAUGAGCGACUCGAAGGUUCCCCGUCGGGGAGGAAGAUGGAAGCGGAGCACCGGCGCUCUGGCCCGGCUCUUCCUCCCGCUCCUCGGUGCGUGUUUCUGGGCUGCGGGAGCGGCGUACAAGCCGGUGAUCAUCGUGCACGGACUGUUCGACAGUUCCCAGAAUUUAUUAAACCUACAGAGAUUCAUCAACGAGUCUCAUCCAGGGACCAACAUCUCCAUCAUCGACCUGUUCGACGGCUAUAAGAGCUUGGACCCGCUGUGGAUGCAGGUGGAGGGCUUCAAGGCGGUUAUCUACCCAAUAAUGCAAAAUGCGGCGGACGGCGUUCACUUUAUCUGCUACUCUCAAGGCGGGCUGGUCUGCAGAGGGAUCCUCUCCACCCUCCCUGAACACAACGUCCACACCUUCAUCUCUCUGUCCUCGCCUCAGGCCGGCCAGUAUGGAGACACCGACUACUUGAAGUACGUCUUCCCAGAGUUUGUGAAGUCAGAAGUCUACCGUGUUUGUUAUUCUGGGAUCGGUCAGAAGUUUUCCAUCUGCAACUACUGGAAAGACCCCCACCACAGAGACAUGUACGUCAACAGCAGUGACUAUUUAGCUCUGCUCAACGGCGAGAAACCAAGUCCAAACUCCACAGAGUGGAAGGAGAACUUCCUGAAAAUCCAAAAGCUGGUUCUGAUCGGAGGCCCGGACGACGGCGUCAUCACGCCCUGGCAGUCCAGUCAGUUUGGGUUUUAUGACGACAACGAGACGGUUGUUGAGAUGCAGCAGCAGGACUUCUUCUGGAGCGACAGCUUCGGCCUGAAGACGCUGGCCGCCCGGGAAGACCUGAUCAUCUGCACCUUCUCCGGAGUCCAGCACAUCUACUGGCACUCCAACGAGACGGUGUUCCGCGGCUGCAUGGAGAAGUGGCUGGUUUGACCCCGCCUCCGCGAGGACGGACGAACGCCCGUUUUAUCCCUCGGCCUCGGCGGGGGAGGCUUGACCCAUUCUUACUCAUUUUGCACGUUACAUGUUUUAGGAUUGUUUUUGUCUAAAGUGGGUGGAGCCAAUUCAAUGCAACAACCAUCAGAUGAACUCCACUUUUAUCUGGAGUUACAGGAAGAAAACGUACCAGCACCUUUAACGUCGCAGCUCGACUCAGGAGUUUAGGAGUUACUGCAGAUUCUCACCGAUUCACUUCUUCAGAGAUGAAUCCAAAACCUUCUUAACCCUUUAACAGCCGGAGCUCCAGUGUUACGUUCUUUUGUUUCCUGUAACUUUUCAUCCGUUAACACGGUAACUCCCUCAGAUUCUGACGGAGGAUGUUACGUUACGUUACGUUUUUGUGUUUAGGCCUCAGGGGUUAAAGGGUUAAACGAGCUUCACUCCGGAGAUGUUUUUACCUUUUUGAGAGCCACGAUGUGAACGCUCUUUAAACGAACAUUAUUUUAUGUUUUUAGUGUUAAAUACGCAAAAGUGUUCCACAGAUUCUCUUUUUAAGCUUUUCUGAGUCCAAAAAUAAAAACUUGGACUCAUCACAUCUUUACAGUCCCGUAUUUCCAAAUAGAAACAAACAAAAACUUUUAUUCUGAAGGUACUGGAGUUCGAUUUCCUUUGGGAGGACUGUACCGCUUUUAAAUUUAAGGAGAGAUUAAAAGUCUAAGAUUAUUCAAGGACAGAAAACAAGAACUUUUAAUUUUAACUUUUGUGAUAAUUCGUUUUAGUAUCUUUAAAAACGAAGAUCAUAAUCGCUCGAUUGAAAUGUCAAAAAAAGGGAAAUUUAACCGAAUAAUUUGGAUUUACAGAAAAGUGCUUUUCAUUUUGGGGAUUUUUUUGUUUGUUUUUUAGAUGUGAUGUAAAAAGAAAAGACACAAAGGGAGUCAAUGUUUUAGGAAAGUCAGCUUCCCAUGAUGCACUGGGGUGGCUACAGACCAAUGUUGUGAUACAUUGUGGUAAAUGGAAGAAGAACGUAGGGAGCUGAGGUUCUUGAAGGAGGUGGAGGAUGAUAAUAUUGAGAUUUUAGGAAAGACGGAGAAGAAAAAGAUGGAAAAUGACCGGAUGGUGGGAUGGAAUCAGAAUGUAGAAAUGAGAUUAAUAUCCAGACUCAUAAGGAAGAGUUCUUACUGACAGAAAUCUUCCUCAGAAAGAGAAUUUAAUCGUUUAGUUUGAGAAGUUUGGAAGCGACACAGGAAGUGUCCCUAUGAUGGGAAUGUAGAGCUGGGAUUUGUUUGAAAACGCAAUAAAAGGAUUUUAGAUUCGCAGAUGUUAGAGUUGGAAACAGUGGAUGAAAAGGAGGAGCUCCGGGAUAGAGCCCUGGGGUACACCGCAAAAAAUUACUGUCUUAAUUCUGGGGAUAAAAAUUACUUGUUUUAAGUAGAAACUGAAGAAACAAGUCAAACAAUCUUCCAAUGUAGCUUUUAAAUUUUACUUGAGAAAAUUUCUUGAUUUAGGAAAUAUGUAAAUUGGAAAAAUCUUAGAAAAAUUAAGCUACAAAUGAAGACAAAAACUGUGAAGUCGGAGCUUCAUUCAGAUUGUUUUGUUAUUAUAAAUGAGAAAUUAAAUCUUAAAAUUAAAGUGUAUUUCUUGUUUUAAGACUAAAAGUAACAAAAUCAAAAUUAGUUGUGAGUUCUCAGUUCGGCUUAAUUGUGGAACAAAUUGGCCCCAAAACGAGUCAAAUUUGAUGAACUUGUGAUAUUUGUGGUCACAUGUUCAAAUGCUGAACGAUUUUUCUUAAAUUCAGACAUUUUCUUGUCCUUAAAUGCUUUUUUAUAUAUAUUUUGUCUACAUUUACAAACAAAAUGAGACAGAAAACUCACAUUCUUUAAGCAACUUUAGUCGUUUAUGUGUCUAAAAUCAAGAUAAAUAUGAUUUUACGUCUAGUUUUAAGAUGAAAUCUCUUGAAAUGACAGGAAGACUUCAGACUCGAGAGGAACUUCUGGGAAUCUGGAGACAGUGAUGAGGAGAGGCGAUGAAGACGGAUGGAGGGAGAAAUAGUGUCAGAAGAAGCAUUACAGCUGAGGAAGAGGAGGAUGAAGAGUAAAACACUUUACCUUUUUGGAUCAAACUUCUUAAAUUAUCAAGUUUAGAUUCUUUUUUUUAUAUAUAUAUAAAAUUGUCCAAAGUUUCCUUUCCUUUAAGCCUUAAAGCUGCUCGUAGUGAAGCUGGAAUCACAGAACUUUUUCUCUUCUUGGAUAAAUGUUACAACUUUGACUUUUAAAGCACAUUUAAAGCUGUAGCUUUAUUUAUCGGCGCUCGAACACACCUGCUAACAGGAGCUGAAAAUGUUAGCAGGACAGACGUAAUGACGGAGCACUACAAAACAAGAGCGUCAAAAUCAUCUGUGGACUUUUAUUUUGAAAGGGCACAGCCGUGAUCAGAUUUUCAGAUGACUCCGGAGCCGGGCGAUGAAUCGUUUUAUCAAUCAAUUUAAAUUAAGACACAUUUAGCCAUUGACUGUCUCUGUGAAUUGGCCCCUCCCCCCUGGCGUUCCGAACAGGAAGUGACCCCAAGAAGCCAAAAUCCCGUAAAGAAAUAAACAGCUGUCAUUCUAUUGGUCAGAAUGACCAUUCUUGUUCUUGAAAAUCUUUUUUUUUUUUUGUAGUUUUAUAAACUGGCCAAUCAGAUGCCUCAAUUAAAAGUGGGCGGAGCCUGCUGACCCCUACAGCAAACGAUUUUUAUGUAGCCUGCUUUCAAGUGGUGGGGGUGUGGCCUUCCAUCAAACUCGCCCCUGUUGGCCAGAGUGGUUGCCGUAGAAACGAUGGCUUCCAUUAUGGAAUUGACUUGAUUUGGUUGAAACCGUUUUCUUUAGAAGACAGUCAAUGGUUGCUCUUGAGUUCAGGCCAAAUUCUCCAGGAGAUUUCAAAAUAAAAGCCUUUUUUUGGGGCUCGUUUGUACAUUUUUGCUUAAGAAAGUAAAAAGAGGAACAAAAAUCAGAGAUUUGACCCUUUGGUUGUGUCGCCCAGCCCUCCAUGACACUUUAGCGUCCAUUGACUUCAUUUAGAAUGAAAUGCCGUUAAGGACGGUAGCGACGUCAGCGCGUCACAUUUACCUCAAGAAUCUCGGCGUAUCAUUUAUCUUCAUGUACAGAUAUAACUCUUCUAAUGCUGCAGGCCUUUCUAUAUUUGUACUGCUGUGUUUUCUAGAUGCCCAUUUUCUAUGUGGACGCAUGUGCGAUGCCAUCGUUACGUAUAUCAUGUCAGAACCACGCUGUGCUUUGGGGCCGUUCUCCUCGUUUGCUUUCGUAGGUGAAGCCUUAAGUGUCGACACCCAUGACCAAAGUGCUCCGAGCGGCCCGCCGCCGCCGCCAGUGACCGUGCUAAAAGUGAGGGAUCGAGUGGAGAUGUUCACUGACCCGCCCGCUGGUGCAUGUGUCACCGCCUCCCAUCACAUGUAGAGAUCUCAGGUGUUUGUUUAGAUGAGGGAUGCAUGGAUUUACCUGUAGGAGGAUGAAAAAGGGAUAAAAAGUGAUAAAGUAAGUGAAUUUUUCAGUGGUAUGGAUAGCACACAUGGACAAAAAGGAGGAAUUAUUUUAAUGUUGAGAUUUUAUCCUUUUGUUUCUUGUUCUCUUGUACAAAUUAUCUAAUUCAGAACUUCUAUGUUUGCUUUGUUUAGGAAUUUACAGUUUUAUUGUCAUAAAAAUGAUGUCAUAAGAAACUUUUUUAAAACUAAAGCUGAUAUUUUAACAAUUUCUACAGUGUUUGUCCUGCAAAAGAACAUUUCUAGAACCUCAUUUCAUCAAUAAAAGGGAAUAUUUAAC